Neodiprion fabricii is the source of this 5334-nucleotide messenger RNA. RefSeq names its product dipeptidyl peptidase 4 (gene Dpp10). NCBI's taxonomy places the organism in Eukaryota, Metazoa, Arthropoda, Insecta, Hymenoptera, Diprionidae. Gene Ontology annotation, molecular function: serine-type peptidase activity; dipeptidyl-peptidase activity. The coding region runs from base 1260 to 3485 and encodes 741 amino acids. The record is from RefSeq and is a predicted model, not a curated record. Gene Ontology annotation, biological process: proteolysis. The transcript is spliced from 14 exons.
CACUGUCAAUAUCAACCGUACAGUUGAAUAGAACGCUGUGUACAUUGUUAAUUAAUGCCGCUUUCAUGGGAAACCGCGGAUGCGAACCAGACACAGUUUACACUUCGUUACCUCAGCUUAGUUCGCUCAUUUUUCAAAAUAUGGGCAGUUAGGUUAUUCACGCUGUCACUUAUAGUGUUAUUUUUCAAAGUUUUGAUCAAUUUAUUUGACAAUCGGCGAUGCUAAUUUCGUGGGAAAAUAUCAGCGGUAGACGUAUAAUAGAAUGGAGCGAAUCACUAAGGAACGAGGUUCUCUCGCGUCAACGUUGUUUUUAUUUCCAGAACAUAUUCUUUAAAACGGUUAUCCCGAGCUAUUUUUAAUGUCUUCAUUAGUGCCGUCCUAACUAUCAGCGAGAAGAGUCUUCAGCAGCAAACCCCGCAGCCCUGAAAGUCCCGCGUUUUUAUACGCGGUCGAUGUAUUCAGCCUUUUCACCACCACGUAAAAGAUAGUGUCACAAAAGUGCUGCGGGUGAAUCAGUUUCGUCUGUAUUUCAGAGUUGCGAAGGCUAUAAAUGCACGCGGUACAUUUGUAUCAAUAAAUAUUGCAAGGAUAUCGUUUUACAUGUACGUGGGAAACAGGGCGAAUCACGUGCACCUUUUUAUGUCGAUAAGUGUUGAGCGUUUGACCUGCAUGCUUUUUGCUAGGCGUACCGAGCAACUAUCGAUUCAACCAGCAGCUGACUACCACCGGAGUUUAAGUCGGUUGCUGGGAGGUGAGGCUCUUGCCUUUUACUACGUAAGUGCGUGUAUAUUUACAUGCGAGAGGGUUGCUGGUGGUUGAACCAAGAUUAGAUGUUGCCUUAGCCUUCCUUUAAGUCGCGUAAGUAUCCUAGGUAAGGGGGUUGAAAAGGAGGUAAUAAUGUCAAGUACCAGCACUGUGUCUUCACGGUCUUUUUCUUUUUCUUGAAAUUUCACUUCGCCUUCUCUCCCUUCUCGUUUCUCUUCGCAACUCAUAUUGCCGAAGUUUACUUUUUUCCCCCUUUUCUUUUCUAUCUCUCGUCAAUAUCAUCCGGAAAAAUUUUCGCCUCAGUCCAAAGAACUUGUCUGACGAGACAAAUUUCAAACUUGCCGAUCAUGCUGCUCAAUUCGCUGUUGAGUUAUACGAGCUCGUUUCGACCAAUCCGAAUCAGAGGAACUGGAGGGGUAUCUUAAUCGCUCUGCUCGUUAUCAUUGCGGUUCUUGCUCUGAUUGUUACUUCAGUUGCACUGCUCACACCUCCCGAUGAGGGGCCAAGAGUUCGCGGAUCCCAUCUUCGCCUGGCAGAGAGAAACAAUACCACUGACUCCUCAACCGGAGACCGAUGCUCAUCCCUAUCUGCUGUUGGCUCAAUGGACGCCGAGGGGUCACGGACUCGUCAUGAUUCAAGAUUACGACAUAUACUACCGGCCUAGUCCAUUCAGUAACACUGGGUACCGUGUCACCAAUUCGGCGAUACCGGGAAUAUUGUCAAACGGAUUACCGGACUGGUUGUACGAAGAGGAGAUCUUACGCAGCGCAGAAGCGAUAUGGAUGUCCAAAGACGGACACCUGAUGUUGUACGCGUCAUUCAACGAUUCGCUUGUGCAAGAAAUGAAGAUUCCGUGGUUCGGAGAAGGGACGAAAACUUUGUACCCUGACAUCCGGUCUCUUCGCUAUCCGAAGCCAGGAACUCCGAACCCGUCGAUACAAUUGAUUGUCGCUGAUUUGGCCGACCUGAAAAAUAUUCGAUCGAGAACAUUGCGGCCUCCGCCUGCCAUCGAGCAUGCGGAACACUACUUCACCACAGCUUCUUGGGUGUCAUUGACAGAAGUCUGCGUCACGUGGCUAACGCGGGCGCAAAAUCUGUCCAUCAUAACCGUCUGCAAAAGUCCCAUGUGGCAUUGUCAGGAAAUUCAGCGCAUCGUCGGAGAAGGUCGAGGGUGGGUUGACACCCCGCCGGAAUCGCCGGUUUUUUCUACGGACGGAAGUAGCUACGUCGCCAUAAUACCCGUCCGCGAUGGCCCGUCCGGAUACUACAAACACAUAAUGUUGGCAAAUGUAUCGAAGAAGCGAGUUGUCCCGUUAACUCAUGGGAGAUACGAAGUGAUCCGCAUUCUGGCGUGGGAUCAAGUCAACAAUACGAUAUAUUUCAUAGGAAUACCGCAAGCGCAUCCCGGACAAAGACAUUUGUACCGCGUCAAUUCUCAGCUACCUCACCUUGGCUCCUCUCUUCACUCGCCCGUUUGCAUCACUUGUACACCUGUGAUGAAUCCCGAAGCUCAAUACAAUUCGGACCGGCCAAGCAAGCACGCUGGUACUGAUAGUAACAAUAACAAUAAUAACGGUUAUCACACCUGGCCGGACAGCAGCGAUUGGGCGGAAUAUGAGCUGACCGAGUCUCAAAGCGCGGUUCAACCUCCCUUAGAAAAGCAGGAACGUCGAGGCAGCAAGAAAAAAACCACCACGAAAAAUUUGGAGACUUGCCAAUACCAUAACGCUGUCUUUUCCCCUGGAUUGGAUUACUUCGUAUUGGAAUGCCUCGGACCGAGCAUACCGACGGUCGCUCUUUACAAAACCACCUUGCCAGAUCCGCGCUUUAUUGGACUUUUGCAGAACAACACCGAGCUUCGGGAAAGAGUAGAGAAAAUUGCUCUUCCCCAAGUAAAGACCUUCCCCGUACAAAUAAGUGGCGGUUAUAACGCCCAGGUACGUCUUCAUUUGCCGCCUGGUUUACGGGAGGAAGAAAUCACUCGCUACCCGAUGGUCGUCCAAGUGUACGGGGCGCCGGGUUCGCAGCUGGUGACAGAUAAAUUUAAAAUUGAUUGGAACACCUACCUGGCCAGCAGCAAGGGGGCAAUUGUGGCCCAAAUUGAUGGCCGAGGAAGCGGAGGCCAGGGCUAUCAAUUACUUCACGAAGUGUACUACAGAUUGGGAUCUGUCGAAGUGGCGGACCAGCUGGAAGUGACGGAGUACUUGAGGGAUUCGUUACAUUUUGUGGAUAAGAGACGAGUCGCUGUUUGGGGAUGGAGUUACGGGGGAUUUGUCGCCGCCUUAGCCUUGGCCCAAUCUGAUCAAGACGUUUUCCAAUGCGGAAUCAGCGUCGCCCCGGUUGUUUCGUGGAAACUUUACGAUUCGGCCUACGCCGAGAGGUACAUGGGCUCGCCGAAUGUAACCUCAAACUACAAGGGGUACGAGGAAUCCGACGUUUUUAAAAAGGUGGAACACUUGCGGAACAAAAUGUAUUACCUGGUCCACGGCACCGCUGACGACAACGUGCAGUUUCAACAAAGCAUGGCUCUCGCCGGCCAUCUUGCCAAAAAGGGGAUUCUAUUCCGUCAGCAAGUUUAUCCCGACGAGAGUCACGGCUUGGCCGGCGUGAAGAGGCAUCUUUACCUAUCAAUGGCUCAGUUUUUAGAAGACUGUUUCCACAAGCAAGUACCCGUUGACACGAAGGCCGGAUUGGGAAGCGGCGGAGGAUACGGGAUAUAAGCUGACGGAACGAAAUUGAUACUGGAGCGAUAUAUAUUUUUUGGGCCCCACGAAUAUGCAAUCCAUAUUAUAUACACGAGUUAGGUAUGAUAACUAUCUCCAAAUUGUGUUCCGUUUAAUGGUGAAUCCUCCUUAAAAUUCGUUCCUAUGCAUUUUCCAAUUCGACCGGUUUUUAUCCCGUCUUUUUUUUCGGAAUCGAUAUUUUUCUAUUAAUAUUGAACCUGUAUAGUUGUUAAUUUUUUUCUUUAAGAUGUCGAAGAAAGAACCUGCUAUCUACAAAGCACGGUUUAAUAUCCUCACUCGCAGUACCAAACUAAAUCAUGAAUAUUUUUAACGUUCGUAAUCGACUUAUAGCAGUGAAAAUUUUCAAUAUAUUUACAGUGCACGUGCGGAUAAGUUUUCCAAUAGAACUGGCAGAUGGUUGAUAAUUAUAUGGUUAUUGUAGUGAAAGCGUUCGAAAUGAUAAUAUAUAAUUUUUCUAAAUAAUAAUAACAAAGAUAUAUUAUAACGUAAUAAAGUAAGGUAACAAUCAGAUUUUAAACAAUCCAAAUUAAUCUCCAAGAUAACUAUAUAGAAGAGUAGUGAAAAGUUGAAUUCUUCUUCUUCCCUUCUAUGUCGUCUUUCACGCGUGUAAUGUGAUAUCAGCUCUUAGCAGAAAAUACACAAAAUUCUAUAUUUAUAUAUAAAAACCUUAUCGAUUAGAUCGAUCGUGUGUCGGGUGUACGGUAGCAUCCGGUUCGUGCUCGUUCGCCGUAUAGAUACGAAUGUUAAUCCCGAAAAGCAAAGCCAAGGAAGCGUUGCCACAAUACCUUCACGAAAUGGAACAUACCGGCUGGAAUGCAUACUUGGAUGAAUUAUGUCCACCGAUGUAUAAUAAUUCCGUUUUCACUCCGCGGCGGGUAUUUUCGUUACCCGUUUCCCGUCGUUGCGUUGUCUUGAAAAUAAUUGAAACCUCCCGUAUACCACGUAUAUGAGUACAAUUUCCUGCACGACUGCGCCAAAGUGUUGCGUCAAUCGAUAAGAAAAGAACCAUGUUUUUGAACUGCAGUGCUUUAUCGACCAAGGGUCUGCUUUAUUGCAGUUACUGCUAAAUUCUUUUAACGUAUAUAAUUCAUCAUGAUAUUGAAUUUAUAUAUUAUAAAGUAGUUAAUUAUUAUAGGAGACCUUAGUGUUGCAAUUAUUAUACAAUUAUAUAUAAAUUAGAAAGAGACAAAAAGAAAAACGAAAAAAAAAAAAAAUUUAUUUCAAAAAACAACAAAAACAUACAAUAACAUCACGGAUCUAGUCUACGUAUAUAGGUCCGUGAAUAAUAUAUACACAUGUUAGGCAAUAAUUUUAAGAUAAUUUAUUGUAAAUAUUACGAAGGAAUAAUUUACACAAUCCUGCUCUAUAAUUCCUAGUUAAUUGACACAAUAACAAUAAUACUAUUAAUAGGUGAAAAUGUGUAAAUAAUUACGAACGCGAUGUAUUAUUAUUAUAUGAUGGAUGCGUCAAUGAAACUAUUACAUAACUAUCUGAUAACUUUAGCGGAGAAAAAAACAAAAAUUAUCUAGAUACUGUGAAGGAAAACAAUGAUGAUAUUUAAUAGUUACCGUAGCUAGUUUAGUAGCAGAAAUUAUUUCUGUCGUACCAAUCGUUGGAAGUAUAAUGAAAUUUAUAAUAAUCUAUAAUUGCAAUAUUUACAAACAAAUGAUCGGUGUUUGAAUUAAUAUAAUACCUACGGCGCGGGUCGCGUAUAUUAAUUAUCUUAUUCGCAAAACAUACUAUAAUAAUUAUUUAUUCAUGCAGUACUAUGAUGUAUUGUUAAAGUUAUUAUUACUAUAAUAAAAUUCUACUUUUGUGACUGUCA